Molecule: messenger RNA, 588 nt
Organism: Rotaria sp. Silwood1
Lineage: Eukaryota; Metazoa; Rotifera; Eurotatoria; Philodinida; Philodinidae
Source: the annotation of a GenBank genome assembly
AUGCAAGGUCAUAUUCUUGUCUUUUUGCUACUUUCUAUAGCCUUCACGGAAGGAAUAUUGUUCAGUUCAAAACCAAAGUGUCCAAUUAAAGUAUUUAAAUCAAGCAAAUAUAUCAUAGGAGAUAAAUUAUUACUCCAUGAAAAUUUUCAUGAUCGUGUUAAACCUUUAGAAAAUGUGGCAAAAGAUUGUAGAGUACAUUUAUAUAUUAAAGGAUCAUAUUAUCAAUUGAAAGAUCCGGCACAACAAGUCUUAAUAUCUGAAGCUGAUAUAGUCAUUGGUCAUGGUUUUCAAUUCGAGUUUCGAGAUGAAAAAAAUGCACUUUUAUGCAAUAAAAUAUGUCUUUCAAAAAAUCCAAUGGAUAUACCAGAAGUGAAAUGUUUCUUGCAAGGUGCCAUUAAUCGUGGUUUAACAUGGUCACGACUUAAUGCAGAUGUUUUGAGUGAUGGUACAUAUGCUUCAAAUAUGGGUGGAUAUCAAGCAUUGAAAACAGACAUUCAAACAAGAUGUCAAAAUGAAAAAUUAAAACGACAACUCUUACGAGUACUUCGGAAGAUGCAUGAAGAAGAGGAAGAAGAGAAGAAGAAAUAA